AUGUCAGCAGUUUGUGGGUGGUAUGUUGUUAAAUUUAUCCAUGAAAAAAACACUAUUGAAGUUAUUCCAAAUAAUUGGAUGAUAAAUUUUGAGAAAUGUCUAUGGCCUUCACAUAUUGGAUUAUUAAAGAUGCAAGCAGCAAUCAAAAAUAGAUUAACUCCAAGUAAUGAUUGGUUUUCAUAUGCCAUUAAAGUGAUUUGUACCAGAAUGUUUUCUAACUAUAAUGAAGCCUCUAAAUUUGCUAACAAAACUCUUGCGGAAACUUCUUCAGAAUCUGACGCUCCAAAAUUCUUAACUUCAUCCAAAAACCGUAAACGUACAAAUAAUUCAAACAGUAACAAUGUAUUGAAUAAAAAACAUACACUGCAGGGUAAUGAUGAAAGUAGUGAUGAAGAACAGACUAAUACAUCAAUAAUUGAUGUACCGCCAUAUCCAAAAUGUCCAAAUUUGGAAACAAUCGUAGAAGAAAAAAGCAACACAGAUAAAAUCAAUUAUUGUGAUGAAGAUAAUAUUUCUAAUUUAUUACUAGUUGAUAAUGAAUAUAAUGAUUUUGAAGAAGAAUUAAAUAAUGGAUCUGAUACACAACAAUCCUUAGAAAAUAACUUAGCAGAUUUUGAAAUAGCUUCCAACUCACUUGUUGAAAUACCGCCUGAAGUAAACAAAGAAAAAGCUAUAAUCAAUUCAUCGUUAUCAACUACAAAUAACUGCAGUGAUUCAGAAUUCCAAAGGCAAGUCAUGAGACAACUUGUCACUCUGAACGCUAGAUCUGAGGAACACACAAAGUAUCUCGAUGUUAUUAUGGUUAUGGUUAACGACCUCAAAGAUAAGUUACAACAUACAAAUCGACUAGAAACAUCAAUAAAUGGCCGUCAUGAAGUAGAGAAUGUUUUAUCCAAAUUUCCUGUAACUGAUGAAACUGCAUUAAAUGAAAUAACCACGGACUUAAAUAGUAAUUCUUCACUCUAUGAUCAAAUUGUUAAAACUUUGGCAUUAAUUGGAGGAUCAUCUUUCAAAGAGUCUGUCAGGCGCAUCUUAAGGAAGUUGAUCACUGAUGAUUAUGCUAAAUCAUUUAGUUAUACUGGGCACAAGAACAAUAAACAACCAUUUAAUAAAACUAUUUUGGCAUCAUUACUCACAAGAGCUGUUCAUUCGUCUAGCAAUAAUUCAGGGAAAACAUUAAAAGAAAUCGAAUCAGUUGCAAGUAUUUGGCUUACCAAGGCAGGGGAAAGAGCUAAUAAGACUGCUAUAGUUUUAAACAAUGUUAAUAUUAAUUAGUUUUAACAUAGAAAUAUGUUCUUAUUUUUUUUUUUACACAGUAUAUAUAAAA
Acyrthosiphon pisum (pea aphid) is the source of this 1327-nucleotide messenger RNA. RefSeq lists its product as uncharacterized. The transcript is spliced from 6 exons. The coding region runs from base 1 to 1275 and encodes 424 amino acids. The record is from RefSeq and is a predicted model, not a curated record. NCBI's taxonomy places the organism in Eukaryota, Metazoa, Arthropoda, Insecta, Hemiptera, Aphididae.